AUGGAAGACUGCAUCUUCAAAACUAUGAUAUCCUCUUUUGCCCUGUUUGUCUUCUAUGUUAUGAUUAGACUUGUGAAUAACUUCUGGUGGAGACCCAGAAAUAUAGAGAAAAUUUUGAGGCAACAAGGGAUCAGAGGCUCUUCCUUCAAGCCUUUUGCCGGUGACAUCUCAGAGAUGAAGAACUCAGCCCAGAAAGCAUCGUCAAAAGCGAUCCCCCUCAAACACCAAAUCGUCCCUCGAGUCAUCCCUUUCGUUCACAAAAUGGUUCAACAAUAUGGAAAUGUUUCUCUGUGUUGGUUUGGAAGAAGACCAAGAGUUAUAAUAGCGGACGCAGAACUUACGCGGUUGAUUUUAUCAAAUAAGAAUGGUCACUUUGUCAAGCCACCACGUAAUCCCCUUAGCAGUCUUCUAACAUUAGGAUUGUCAUCACUGGAAGGCGAUAAGUGGAACAAACGCAGAAGGGUAAUAACAUCAGCUUUCCAGCUUGAGAAGUUGAAGGCAAUGGUGCCAGCAUUUUCAACCAGCUGUUGCAGCAUGAUCGAGAGAUGGGAAAAACUAGUAGAACCCCAAGGAUCGUGUGAAUUGGAUGCUACUUCAGAAUUCGAUGUUCUCACCGGUGAUGUUAUAGCUCGAACAGCCUUUGGAAGCAGCUACCAAGAGGGAAAGAAAAUAUUUCAACUGCAAAAGGAGCAAGCAAUCUUGGUCAAUGAAGCCUUAAACAACAUCUAUGUCCCGGGUUUCAGAUUCUUACCAACUACGAAGAACAAAAGAAGGUACAACCUAGAUGUCCAAAUCAAAGCUUCUUUACAUGAUAUUAUUCGGAAGAAAGAGCAAGCAAUGAAGGAGGGUAAAUUAAAAGAAAGUGAUUUAUUAAGUAUACUACUACGAUGUAGAGAACAAAGUAACUCCCUAACAACUGAGGAUGUGAUUGAGGAAUGCAAAUUGUUUUACUUUGCUGGCCAAGUGACCACAGCUAACCUGCUUGCAUGGACUAUGAUAGUUUUAUCUAUGCAUCCUGAUUGGCAAGAAAAGGCAAGAGCAGAGGUUUUGGAGCUUAUUGACAGAAAAGCACCAGAUUUCGAAGCCAUAAAUCGCCUCAAGACAGUGUCAAUGAUACUAUAUGAAGUUUUGAGAUUAUAUCCUCCUAUAACUAUGAUCAAUAAAUACACUCGGUGUGAAACAAGGGUAGGAAGCAUGUCCAUCCCAGCUGGCGUGGAGCUUUGUUUACCCUUCUUACUUCUUCAUUAUGAUAGUAAUUAUUGGGAGAACCCCGAAGAGUUCAAACCAGAUAGGUUUACUGAAGGGGUUUCGAAAGCUUCAAAAGAUCAUAUUGCUUUUUAUCCGUUUGGUUGGGGCCCAAGAAUCUGUCCUGGCCAAAGCUUCUCCUUAUUGGAAACAAAGAUGGCUCUGGCUAUGAUUCUUCAACGUUUCUCUUUCCAGCUCUCACCCUCUUAUGCUCAUGCACCAAUUAGUUCCAUCACUCUUAAGCCACAACGUGGAGCUCCCAUUGUUAUUCGCCGCAUUUAA
Molecule: messenger RNA, 1527 nt
Organism: Abrus precatorius (Indian licorice)
Lineage: Eukaryota; Viridiplantae; Streptophyta; Magnoliopsida; Fabales; Fabaceae
Product: cytochrome P450 CYP72A219-like
Exons: 5
Coding region: 1-1527 (508 amino acids)
Molecular function (GO): heme binding; oxidoreductase activity, acting on paired donors, with incorporation or reduction of molecular oxygen; monooxygenase activity
Source: RefSeq, a predicted model, not a curated record